CACGGUGGGCCCCACAGUGCCUGGGCCACGUCGUGCCACGGGGUUAUCCCUGCUGGUGCUGCAGGCAAUCUGCUUCAUUGUAAAACCCCUCGCCUCUCUCUCUCUCGAGUGAAGAAAAUAAUACUUGAAUCUCUGCAAAUCGUUCAAAAUCAGGGCAUGCUGCUAGGAUUUUCCUUUGGUAGAGUUUGAUGCUGAAGAAGUCACAGUUUGGAUAAUAGAAGAUGCAAAAGGCUUUGGCUUGUGAGAUCACAGAGUAGCUGAUAAUAACUUUCAAAUAAACAGUCUGCUGAACAAAAUGAUGCAAGGAAUUUCAGUCAGCACUUUAGUUACCCCUGGAAACAGUGGCAAUUAUGGAACGGUUGCUCUAUGGAGAAGUGAUCUAAAACUUAUGAAUAAGAUCCACUUGAACCCUGGGAUAGACAGACAAGUUCUGCGAUUUUUCUUAAGAAGUCCAAACAGAUCAUGGCGGAGAAGGUCGAGGGUCGUGGCUGCUUGGCUGUUUCAAGGGAGUGACAAAGGAAUGGAUGCAAAUACUGAACGCAGUGAGAGUGCUAAUGAGGACAUUUUGAUAUUCUUUUUUCAGCUGGACUUGGCGACUCGAGUACAGGUUGCUCUAAAUAUGGAGCAGUAUGAAAUCGCACAGCAAUUGAGGAACAAACUCACCGAGGUUGAAACAGAGAUCAUUAAGCAGCGGGAAGCCAAGAGGGGAUCAACAUCCCCAAAGAGUGAAGCCCAGGAUAAAGCGAUAAGUAUAUUACGUCUACGUGCAGAUAUGCAAAAAGCAAUUGAGGGUGAGAACUAUGCAUUAGCUGCUGAGUUGCGUGAUGAAAUUUCAAAACUUGAGGCAGAGUCUCUGGCUGCAUCGGCAAAAGCUCUGGCUUAUCAAAAUGCACAAUUUGCAUUUCGGUUGGGCCAGAAAGUAAGGCAUAAGAUUUUUGGUUAUCGAGCUGUGAUUUGUGGAAUGGAUCCUGUAUGCUGUGAGUCAAGUUCAUGGAUGGAGAAUGCAAAUGUUGAAAAGCUGCUUCGAGGGCCCAAUCAACCAUUUUAUCAGGUCUUGGUUGAUGUACAUGCAGACCCAAACCUUCUGGUCACCUAUGUUCCUGAAGAGAAUCUACUAGGCGUUGAUCAACCGGAUAUGGAGAGGUUUGACCAUCCUUACAUCUCCUUCUUGUUUUAUGGUAUGGAUGCGGCAGGAGAUUUCAUCCCGAUAAAGCAGCUGCGUGAGAAGUACAACAGGCCCCGGCAUGAAGUGCCUCUAGACCCACAUGAUGAGGAGGAUGGUGAAAAAGACACAUAGAUGUGCAUGGAUCAUCUACCACCGUCCAUCAUGUAGCCCCUCACAUGGGUGGGCCGUUUCUAAAGAAUGCACCAGUUGGAUAAUCCAAUCUCCUUGUCUCUUACAAUUGAUCUUACCAUGUAUGGAACCCCGAUGACACUUUGGACA
Molecule: messenger RNA, 1444 nt
Organism: Magnolia sinica
Lineage: Eukaryota; Viridiplantae; Streptophyta; Magnoliopsida; Magnoliales; Magnoliaceae
Product: clp protease adapter protein ClpF, chloroplastic
Exons: 11
Coding region: 296-1297 (333 amino acids)
Molecular function (GO): protein binding; DNA binding
Source: RefSeq, a predicted model, not a curated record